Molecule: messenger RNA, 1941 nt
Organism: Melanotaenia boesemani (Boeseman's rainbowfish)
Lineage: Eukaryota; Metazoa; Chordata; Actinopteri; Atheriniformes; Melanotaeniidae
Gene: lratd1
Product: LRAT domain containing 1
Exons: 2
Coding region: 195-983 (262 amino acids)
Source: RefSeq, a predicted model, not a curated record
CGCUCUACAACCGGAGCACCCGGUGCACGGUGCCAAAACUGAGGGAUAAGUGUGAGAAGAGAGAGAAAAAACACUCUGGGGUUGAGCAGAGGACUGAGCAGCCCUCUGCACUAAUGGACCACAAGGAUAUCUAACCAUCUGCCCUGGGAGCGCACAGACACCGUAGUCCAUGCCUCUGCCUUGCCAGGUCAUUGAUGGGAAAUCAACUGGACCGGAUCACCCACCUCAACUACAGCGAACUGCCGACGGGGGAUCCGUCCGGACUGGAGAAGGACGAGCUUCGGGUCGGCGUCGCCUACUUCUUCUCUGACGAAGAGGAGGAGGUGGACGACCGCACUCCGUCCGACUGCGGCUUCACCAAAGACCACAGCCCGACCGAGGAGGGACCCUUCUCAGUCAGCGAGGUGGAGUACUCAGCAUUCUGCUCCCAGGAAUGCAUCUUCUCCAAGCUUCGGGAAAACGAGGACUUGAACGUGUACUCGGCCAAAACUUUGCUGACUAUGUGCAAACCUGGGGACCUACUGGAACUGGUGGCCGCCGCGCAAACACCGCACUGGGCGAUCUACUAUCACGACGACCAGGUCAUUCAUCUGCACAAGGGCGAAAUCCGCAAGGACAGCUUGGUUGAGAUCAGCAACGGUCGACUCGGGAGAAUAGUCAACAAUCGGUAUCGAUUUCGACCACUUCCACCCGACCUGGUGAUGCAGAACGCAGUAGGACAUCUGGGCCUGAGAAGUGAGGAGAUUUGCUGGACCAAUUCGGAAAGUUUCGCCGCUUGGUGCCGCUUUGGGAAAAGGGAGUUCAAAGCCGGGGGAGAGGCACACUCAGCAGAGCAGCAGUACUUCCUCAAAGUCCAUCUGACCGGCAGUGGAGUGCACACGCUGGUCUUUCGUAGCCUAGAGGACAUGAUCCGAGAGAGGCGGCGAGUGGACGCCAGUGGAAUUCUCAAAGAGCUGUCUUUGGUUAACGGGGGAAAGGAGUGAUCAGGGAUUCCGUUUGAUAUAGUCUCCUCCACCCCUCUCCCUGCCUCCUGUCACCGAGGCGCACGGACGCAUACUUUUGCGCACACACAAAUGUACUCGCACACAAGCACACAAACUCGCAGACAUGCAUAAGGACCUGUUGGUUUAAGACUGGCUGUCUCGGAUGGACCCGGGCUGGUUGAACCACAGGCACACUGUGGAAUUUACAUCAAAAAUGCAGAAUGCUGAGAAAUUUGCGAGCGGACGUAUAAACGGGCAACGCCCCGCCAGAUUAGAAUUCGUGCUGAGUGGGACUCACGAUUUCUAAUAAGUCCAUUACCCCGAAAAGCGAAAUCACCUUUAUAACCCCCACAUAGCGCACACGACUCGGUUUGAUUUCUGUUUGAUUUCUCGGGAUAAUGGGAUUGGCCCCUUCUCUGCAUAGCGUGCCUGCUGCAGCAGACCAGACGGUGAGACUGGGAGAGAUAGGGGGGGGGUGUAAGAUAUGAUUCGGGAUGACUCUCAAAAGUCUCCCUUCUAUUUUUUUACUGUUAGCUAUAAGUCCGGGACAGACCACAACACAUCCAAGUCACUAAUUCAUAGACCUCCUACAGUCCCAGCUGGCUACUCAGUUGCCUAAACAAAGCAUCUUGGCUUGACCAAGCUCCUCUUUUGCCAUAUCAGAAAGUAUUGUCAUUUCCACAAUGCUGUCAUCUUGCCCCACAGCACUUGGAUGUAUGUGUAAAUUGUACUAAAACAUUGAUUUAAAAUUGAGUCCCUUAUUUUUGUAUUUAAGUUUAGUGGAUUUAACCCUGAUCUCUUUUGGUUCAAAUAAAUGGAGGUUGAAAUUUGAAAACAAGAACUUGGUCUUUCAGGUUUUGUUUGGUUGCACACACAUUAGCGUCUCUAUUAUAACGCAUACAUAUGAAUUAUUGAUGUGCCAAUGCCUCCUGACCUGCCUCAAGCCUUAUAGACUUCA